This is a messenger RNA of Manihot esculenta (cassava), 4160 nucleotides long. RefSeq lists its product as uncharacterized. NCBI's taxonomy places the organism in Eukaryota, Viridiplantae, Streptophyta, Magnoliopsida, Malpighiales, Euphorbiaceae. Gene Ontology annotation, cellular component: autophagosome membrane. The record is from RefSeq and is a predicted model, not a curated record. The transcript has 17 exons. Gene Ontology annotation, biological process: autophagosome assembly. Bases 124 to 3993 code for a protein of 1289 amino acids.
GAAUCAAUUGAUAUCCCUCGAAUUUUAUCUCAGCAGGGUGGAGAAGCAAUUUAUCCCUUACCACAUAUUAGAGCGUUAGAAGUUCACUCAAAAUUGAAUUUAGCAGCUUUGCUGUUUGCAAAUAUGACAGGUGGUGAUAAUUUGAAAAAUAGGGCUACAUGCACAAGGGAAGGAAGGAAACAGCUCUUUGCAGUUCUGCAAAGUGCUAGGGGAUCAUCAGCAUCUAUUUUGAAGGAAAAACUCUCGUCCUUGGGUUCAUCGGGAAUUUUGGCUGACCAUCAACUUCAAGCACAAUUGCAAGAGCAUCAUCUGAAGGGCAGUCAAAGUCAGCUUACAAUUUCAGACAUAGCAAGGAAGGCAUUCCUUUAUAGUCAUUUCAUGGAAGGCCAUGCCAAAAAUGCUCCAAUAUCUCGUCUACCUCUUAUCACUAUUUUGAAUACCAAGCAUUAUCUGACAGAUAUUCCUACUUGCCUGCCCUUUCAUUUGGAGCUAAAUUUCUUUAAUAAAGAGAAUCGAGUACUUCAUUAUCCUGUUAGGGCUUUCUAUGUUGAUGGAAUGAACCUCAUGGGAUAUAAUCUCUGCUCUGGAGUGGAUAAUAUUUACAAGAAACUUUAUACAUCGAUUCCUGGAAAUGUUGAAUUUCAUCCGAAGCACAUUGUCUAUAGUAAAAAGCAGCAUCUAUUUCUUGUCGUUUAUGAAUUCAGUGGUUAUACAAAUGAAGUGGUCCUUUAUUGGGAAAAUACUAAUUCCCAACUAGCCAACAGUAAAGCAAACACAGUUAAAGGUCGAGAUGCAGUAUUCAUUGGGCCCAAUGAAAAUCAGUUUGCUAUUCUUGAUGAUGACGAGACUAGUCUGGCUCUAUACGUUCUGCCUGGAGGAGCUUCCAAAGAAGCUGGUGAAAAAAAUUUACUACUUGAAGAAGAUCAGUGGGUGGAAACAAAUGCUGGUGCUCUUAGGGGUCCCAUGCAGUUUAUGUUUGAAAGCAAAAUUGACCGUAUAUUUUCCACACCAUUAGAAUCAACUUUGAUGUUUGCUAUCAAUGGGAAUCAGAUUGGUUUUGCAAAGUUGGUUCAGGGAUUUCGCCUUUCAACUUCAGAUGGUCAUUACAUACCAACUAAAACUGAAGGGAGAAAGUCAAUCAAGUUAAAAAUGAAUGAGAUUGUACACCAGGUGCACUGGCAAGAAACUCUUAGGGGCUAUGUUGCAGGAAUAUUAACAACACAAAGGGUGCUUAUAGUUUCAGCAGAUCUUGAUAUAUUGGCGAGUAGUUCCGCAAAAUUUGAUAAAGGACUUCCUUCAUUCAGAUCGCUUUUAUGGGUUGGGCCUGCUCUUCUUUUUUCUACUGCCACUGCUGUCAGUGUGCUUGGCUGGGAUGGAGUAGUGAGGACCAUUCUUUCUAUUAGCAUGCCCUAUACAGUUUUGCUUGGUGCUUUGAAUGAUCGAUUGCUUCUUGCUAACCCAACGGAGACAAAUCCAAGACAGAAAAAAGGGGUGGAGAUCAGGAGUUGUCUUGUUGGACUCCUUGAACCUCUUCUUAUUGGAUUUUCCACAAUGCAAGAAAAGUUUGAGCAGAAACUUGACUUGACAGAAACACUUUACCAAAUAACAUCAAGGUUUGAUAGUUUGCGAAUCACUCCAAGAUCUCUUGAUAUCCUUGCUAGAGGUCCUCCAGUUUGUGGAGAUCUUGCACUUUCAUUAUCCCAAGCAGGUCCACAAUUCACCCAGGUGUUGCGAGGUGCCUAUGCUGUCAAAGCUCUUCGUUUUUCUACUGCUUUAUCUGUGUUGAAGGAUGAAUUCUUGCGAUCUCGAGAUUAUCCAAAAUGUCCUCCAACCUCUCAGUUGUUCCACCGGUUUCAACAGCUGGGACAUGCAUGUAUCAAGUAUGGCCAGUUUGACAGUGCAAAGGAAACUUUUGAAGUCGUAAGAGACUAUGAAAGCAUGCUUAGUUUGUUCAUAUGCCACCUUAACCCUAGUGCCAUGCGACGUCUUGCUCAGAAAUUGGAAGAAGAAAGUGCAGAUCCAGAGAUAAGGCGAUAUUGUGAAAGGAUUUUAAGAGCUCGUUCUACUGGAUGGACACAAGGCAUUUUUGCCAACUUUGCGGCUGAGAGUAUGGUUCCCAAAGGACCUGAAUGGGGUGGUGGGAACUGGGAAAUUAAAACACCCACUAAUUUGAAAAGUAUACCUCAAUGGGAACUUGCUGCAGAAGUUAUGCCAUACAUGAGGACUGAUGAUGGCACCAUCCCAGCCAUUAUUACGGAUCAUAUUGGUGUUUACCUGGGAUCAAUUAAAGGAAGAGGCACUGUUGUUGAAGUAAGGGAUGAUAGUUUAGUAAAAGCUUUUAAGUCUGCAGGUGAAAAUAUGCCAAUUGGACUUCCAAACACUUCGGCUAAAUCCAUGUCUAAUGAGCCAAAGAGAUCGCCUGAUGGUAAUACAAAUGUUGAUUCCCUGAUGGGUCUUGAAACACUCAUUAAACAAAAUGUGAGUUCAUCUGCUGCUGAUGAACAGACCAAAGCACAAGAAGAAUUUAAAAAGACAAUGUAUGGUGCUACUGAUGGUAGCAGCAGUGAUGAGGAGGAACCUUCAAGAGCCAAAAAACUACAGAUUAGAAUACGAGAUAAGCCACUUACUUCUACUACAGUAGAUGUCAAUAAAAUUAAAGAAGCGACAAAGAUAUUUAAACUUGGUGAAGGGUUGGGUCCACCCAUGCGGACAAAGUCAUUAACUGGCUCCCAGGACCUUGGCCAGAUUUUAUCCCAACCCCCUGCAGGUGGUGCAACUGCAGCCACUGUUCCCACAGUUCCUUCCACUGCCACUGAUUUAUUUGGUAUUGACACAUUAACACAGUCGGCACCGGUAUCACAACCAUCUCCCAUGGUGGCAGGUAUGGGAGUUACAGCUGGACCUAUCCCCGAGGACUUUUUCCAAAAUACCAUACCUUCCCUCCAAGUUGCAGCAUCAUUGCCUCCGCCAGGAACAUAUCUUGCAAAAUUAGAUCAAACUUCUCGGCAAGUUGGAAGUGAUAAGGUAAUGCCUAAUCCAGUUGGCCCUUCUGUGGCUGACAUUGGUCUUCCUGAUGGUGGUGUUCCCCCGCCACAAGCUACUCAGCAAGCCAUCUCGCAUGAAUUCAUUGGACUCCCUGAUGGUGGUGUCCCACCAAAAGCUUCCAGCCAGCCUGUUGUCUCACCCCAGCUGCAAGUUCAGACACCUCAGGCCCUUCAGGCUUCUACUUUGUCACAACCUAUUGAUCUCAAUCUCCUAGUAGAUUCAGGAAAACCUCCCCCACAAACUGCUGCUCCACCAUCAGCUGUGCGACCUGGACAGGUUCCUAGAGGAGCGGCUGCUUCAAUAUGUUUCAAAGUUGGACUUGCUCAUCUUGAGCAGAAUCAACUUCCUGAUGCAUUAUCAUGUUUUAAUGAAGCAUUCUUGGCACUAGCAAAGGAUAACUCUCAGGGAGCUGAUAUUAAAGCCCAAGCAACCAUCUGUGCUCAGUACAGGAUAGCAGUUACUCUGCUUCAGGAAAUUGCAAGGCUGCAGAAAGUCCAUGGUCCAAGUGCUCUGAGUGCAAAAGAUGAGAUGGCAAGAUUAUCACGGCAUCUAGGUUCUUUGCCUCUUCUGGCAAAGCAUCGAAUAAAUUGCAUCCGAACAGCCAUUAAACGAAAUAUGGAAGUGCAGAAUUUUGCUUAUGCCAAGCAGAUGCUUGAGCUCCUUCUGUCCAAAGCUCCACCAGGCAAGCAGGAUGAUUUGAGAAGCCUGGUUGAAAUGUGUGUUCAGAGGGGUUCAGCCAACAAGUCCAUUGAUCCUUUGGAGGAUCCUUCUCAUUUCUGUGCUGGUACACUCAGCCGUUUGUCAACUAUUGGAUAUGAUGUGUGUGAUCUGUGUGGGGCUAAAUUUUCUGCCCUCUCAACACCUGGAUGCAUCAUCUGUGGCAUGGGCAGCAUUAAAAGAUCAGAUGCUGUUGCAGGACCAGGGCCUGUCCCUUCUCCAUUUGGCUGAGGUCUAGAUUCUAGAUGAAGGAAAAUUUUGCUUUUCUACUCUGGACAGCUCUGCAAAUAUUUUUGGUCCUUGUUACCAAAAUGAAGUUGCUGCUCCAGAAAUGUUGUCUGGAGAAUGUCUCUGUCACUUGUUCAUGGAAAAGAAACUAACAAUACCCUUUCAUUAUA